ACUGUGUGUGUGGGCUCGUACCCCGCGGGCGGCCGCGGCUGCUGCUUGAACACCCUGAGGGCGGCGCGAUGGGAGACGAGAUGGAUACCGUGAUCCCGGAGCGAGAGAUGAAGGUCAGAGACUGGCCGGGGGACUCCCAUUCUUUCCUUAGUCCUGGCCUUGCCUUGGCGCCCCGCCUGCUGCUUGAACAGUUGAACCGCGUUCAGAGUUCUCACCUGCUCGCCUCGGAACCCGGCGUGAGGGCCCCGCCGGGCGCGCUUUGACCUGUCCCCUCGGUGGGCCGGGGCACGUCUCUCGAGUUGCCCCAGACACUUCCGUAUGGUGGUCGCCACAGUGCUAGUAACAACUGUUUAUUAUUGUGUGCGAAGUACUGUGGUGGGCAUCCCGUAGCUCUGCGAAUAUUAUUUGCCCAGAAGUCGACUGAGGCUCAGAAAGCAGUUGAUCCAUCACAUCGUUCACGGGGUCGAAACCCAGGAUUUUCAGUUUAGAGCGCUGAAGAAGGUGAGACUCUUUGAUUCCCCUGAGGAGUUGCCCAAGGAACGCUCCAGUCUGCUUGCCAUAUCCAACAAGUAUGGCCUCGUCUUUGCUGGUGGAACCAAUGGGUUGCAAGUUUUUCCUACUAAAAACCUUCUUAUUCAAAAUAAACCUGGAGAUGAUCCCAAUAAAAUAGUUGAUAAAGUCCAAAGCUUGGUUGUUCCUGUGAAAUUCCCCAUAUGUCACCUGGCCCUAAGCUGUGAUAACCUCACACUUUCUAUGUGCAUGACGUCCAGUGAUGGCUCCGUCAUCGCUUUUUAUGAUGUUCGGACAUUCUCAAAUGAGGCUAAACAGCCAAAGUGCCCAUUUGCCCAUCACAAGCUCUUGAAGGACACUGGAGGCAAGGUGAUUGAUAUGAAGUGGAACCCUGCUGUGUCUACCAUGGUGGCAGUUUGUCUGGCUGAUGGCAGUAUUACUGUCCUGCAUGUUACAGAAGCAGUAAAAGUGCAUGCCACUCUUCCUCCCUCAGCAGCAGUGACAUGUGUGUGCUGGAGUCCCAAAGGAAAGCAGCUGGCAGCAGGAAAACAGAACGGAACUGUGGUCCAGUAUCUUCCUACUUUGCAGGAAAAAAAAGUCAUUCCUUGUCCUCCAUUUUAUGAAUCAGAUCAUCCUGUCAGAGUUCUUGACGUGCUGUGGAUUGGUACCUAUGUCUUCACCAUCGUGUAUGCUGCUGCAGAUGGGACGUUGGAGACAUCUCCAGAUGUGGUGAUGGCACUAUUACCGAAAAAAGAAGAAAAGCACCCAGAGAUAUUUGUGAACUUCAUGGAGCCCUGCUAUGGCAGCUGCACAGAGAGACAGCAUCAUUACUACCUCAGUUACAUUGAGGAGUGGGACUUGGUGCUGGCGGCAUCUGCAGCUUCCACGGAAGUUAGCAUCCUUGCCCGACAGAGUGAUCAGAUAAAUUGGGAAUCUUGGCUAUUGGAGGAUUCUAGUCGAGCUGAACUGCCUGUGACAGACAAGAGUGAUGACUCUUUGCCGAUGGGGGUUGCCAUCGAUUGUACCAAUCAAAUAGAAGUUGCCAUCAACGAUGAAAAGACUCUUCCUCCUGCUCCAGUUCUUCUGUUACUUUCAACAGAUGGUGUGCUUUGUCCAUUUUAUAUGAUCAAUCAAAAUCCUGGGGUUAAGUCCCUAAUCAAGACCCCGGAGCUGCUCUCAGUGGAAGGAGAGCGACAGUCCAAGUUACCAGAAAGUAUUUCCUCCACCCCAGCGUGCUCUCCAGCCCAGCCAAAACUUGAUGCCUUAGCAGCUGCAGCCCCUUCCUCCCUUGGACCCAUGUCCACUGCUGCUCCUAUCGCCACUUUCCCCUUGUCCUCUGCUGGGGGCACCCCUGCUGUGUUUUCCUUUGGCUCUUCAUCCUUGAAGCCAUCUGCUGCUGUUACAGGGGAGCCCUCUCCAUAUCCCACUGCUUCUGACAAUCCCAGAGCAGCCCAGGGCUCUGGCGCCUCUACUUUUUCUUUUGUCCCUCGUCCAAAAACUGCCCUGGCCCCCACCCCAGCAACACCCCCCAUGGCCCCAUCUGCUGCUUCCUUCUCCUUUGGCUCCUCAAGUUUUAAGCCCACCCUGGAAAGCACACCAAUAUCAGUUGCUCCAAAUACAGGAAUGAAGCCCUCCUUCCCAUCCUCUUCUGUCAAGGUCAACCUUAGUGAAAAGUUCACCACUGUGGGCUCCUCUGCUCCUGUCCAUAGCUCACAUAGCUCCCCGAGUAUGCCCUCGAUGAUGCCAUUCUCUUCUUCCUCCAAGCCGGCCGCUUCUGGACCACUCAGCCAUCCCACACCUCUCUCAGCACCAUCUAGUUCCAUGCCUUUGAAGCCUUCUUUCUCUCCCUCGUCAGCAGGCCGACCUACUCAAGGUGGUCCAAGUCCAGUGCCCUCCAUGGUACAGAAAUCACCCAGGAUAAUCCCUCCAAUGGCAAAGUCCAGCUCUCCUCAGGUGAAGUCACUUCCGCCUCCUGUCACAGAAAAACAGGGACAUCAGUGGAAAGAUACAGAUCCUGUGAUGGCUGGAAUUGGGGAGGAGAUCGCACACUUCCAGAAAGAACUGGAGGAGUUGAAGGCCCGGACAGCUAAAGCCCGUUUCCAGGUGGGCACUGCAGAGGAGAUGAAGAUGCUGCGGACAGAGGCAGAUGACUUGCACACCUUCCUCUUGGAGAUUAAGGAGACCACAGAGUCUCUUCACGGAGACAUAAGUGCUCUGAAAACAACUUUACUGGAGGGAUUUGCUGGAGUUGAAGAAGCCAGAGAACAGAACGGAAGAAAUAAUGACUCUGGGUACCUCCAUCUGCUUUACAAAAGGCCACUGGACCCCAAGAGCGAGGCUCAGCUACAGGAAAUUCGGCGCCUCCAUCAAUAUGUGAAAUUUGCUGUCCAAGAUGUGAAUGACGUUCUGGACUUGGAGUGGGAUCGGCAUCUGGAACAAAAGAAGAAACAAAAGCGCCUACUUGUGCCAGAGCGAGAGACAUUGUUCAACACACUAGCCAACAACCGGGAAAUCAUCAACCAGCAGAGGAAGAGGUUGAAUCACCUGGUGGACACUCUCCAACAGCUUCGUCUCUAUAACCAGACAUCCCCAUGGAGCUUGCCCUCAGCUCUUGCCCAGAGCAGUACUCAGAGUUUUGACAGUGACCUUGAAAGCCUGCGAAAUGCUUUGUUAAAAACCACCAUAGAAUCUCACACCAAGCCCUUGCCCAGAGUACCAGCUAAACUGUCCCUGGUGAAACAGGCUCAACUGAGAAACUUCUUGGCCAAGAGGAAGACCCCGCCAGUGAGGUCCACUGCUCCAGCCAGCCUGACUCGAUCAGCCUUCCUGUCUCAGAGAUACUAUGAAGACUUGGAUGAAGUGAGCUCUACGUCGUCCAUUUCUCAGUCUCUGGAGAGUGAAGAUACCCGGGCAUCCUCCAAAGAUGAGGAAGCUGUGGUCCAGGUCCCUCGGCAUGCCCCUGUUGUCCGCACACCUUCCAUCCAACCCAGUCUCUUGCCCCAGGCAGUGCCUUUUGCUAAGUCUCACCUGAUCCAUGGUUCUUCACCUGCUGUGAUGGGAACUACGUUGUCCAUGCCUGCUAGCAAGAUUAUUCCUCAGGGAGCUGACAGCACAAUGCUGGCAACAAAAACCGUCAAACAUGGCGCACCUGGUCCUUCCCACACUGUGGCAGCUCCUCAGGCAGCCGCUGCUGCAGCUCUGAGACGGCAGAUGGCCAAUCAGGCGCCAGCCGUGAGCACCUUGACUGAAUCAACUCUGAAGAAUGUUCCUCAAGUGGUGAACGUGCAGGAAUUAAAGAGUAAUGCUGCAGCCCCGUCUUUGGCCAUGGGUUCUCCAGUGGCAUAUUCCGCAACCAAAACGCCACACACACUGUUAGCCCCUGUGGCCACCAACCAAGCCAAGCAGGGGUCUCUAGUCAGUUCCCUGAAGCCAUCAGGGCCCACACCAGCAUCCAGUCAGUUGUCAUCUGGUGAUAAAGCUUCAGGGCCAGGUACAGCCAAGACAGAAACAGCUGUGACCUCGACUCCAUCUGCUGUGGGGCAGUUCAGCAAGCCGUUCUCAUUCACUCCGUCAGGGACUGGCUUUAAUUUUGGAAUAAUCACACCAACACUGUCUUCUAAUUUCAGUGCUACACCAGGGGAAACUCUCCCCACUGAAGAGUCAAGCCAGUUGGAGGCACUCUCACUUGGCGGGGGAAGCAAACCUUUUUGUGAGACUGUCUCUGGAAGCACCUCUACUGCAUUAAUGCCCAGUACCUCUGCAGCUGCCCCUCCAGGAGAUCCUUCUUCCUCCAGUAGCAGACUUGCAGCACCGUCUGGAAUUGCUCUAUCUCCUGCCUCUAGCAAGCUGGAAACUCCACCAUCCAAGUUAGGAGAGCUUCUAUUCCCAAGUUCUGUGGCUGGAGAGACCCUAGGGAGCUUUUCAGGACUACGUGUUGGCCAAGCUGAGGACUCUGCAAAGCUGUCUAGUAAUAAGAUUUCAUCCCCAAGCCUAACCAGUGCCCAGUCAUCCAAGCCUUCAAGUAUACCCUCAGGGUUUAGCUUUUCUGGCACUCCGGUGUUAGGGAAGCCUACUGAGCCCCCUGUGACCUCUUCCUUGACUCCCAUCCCAGCAGCACCACCCACAGUUACCAGCACAAGUGCUAGCAAUUCCUCAGCCCCUGUCUUUGGCAGUUUGCCUUCCACCAGUGCAGGACCUUCGGGGGUGAUCAGCUUUGGCGGGACAUCUCUGGCUGGUAGUAAAGCUAGCUUUUCAUUUGGAACCCAGCUGACCAGUAGUACAGUGUCAUCACCUGCCCCCACAGCAACCUCAUCUGCCCCUCCCCUUUCCGCAUCUUUCCCCACCUUGUCAUUUGGUGGCCUCCUGAAUGCCUCUUCCCUGCCCAUGUCCUCUGGGAAGAGUACAGAGGAGGCCACGCCAUCAGCUGGUCCUGAGAAGUCAGGCCAUGGAGAGGUCUCAGCAUCAACAACCUCACUUGCAGUGCAGCCACAGCCAGCUGUGCUUUCCCAGGCUCCUCUGCAGGCUUCUGACUCUGCUAAAAAGGAGCCCACUCUUGUGCAGUCCACAGACAGCAGCCAACAGACAGCAGCUCCUACUACUAGCCUCGUGGCACCUUCAGCAGAGGCCACACCAAUAGCCCCUGGGGUCCCUGAUAGCAAGACAGAGGUGGCAUCCCCUGUUUCCACCUUAACAGGACCAGGGCAGACUCCUGUUGCAGCAGCUACUCUCCCAGUGGCAGGACCUGUGGGUAUUGAAGCACUGGGAGCCCCCACUACCUCUAGUACUGUUUCUAGCAGCACACCAGGCCCCACCACAGGGACAGCAGUGUUUGGGACUGCCACUUCUGGCUCCUCUGUCUUUACUCAGCCACCUGCUGCCAGUUCUAGCUCUGCAUUCAGCCAGCUCUCCAGCAGCACAGCCACUACCCCUUCAGGCACCCCCAUGUUUGGGCAGGUGGCGUCCAGCACUGCCCCAAGUCUGUUUGGGCAGCAGACCAACAGCAUCACCAGCACGGCUGCCGCCACGCCCCAGGCCAGUAGCUCAGGCUUUGGCAGUUCCAGUUUUGGUGCUUCAGCCCCAGGAGUCUUUGGGCAGACAACGUUUGGGCAGGCCCCAGCCUUUGGGCAGGCUACCAGCAGCCCUGCAAGCGGCUUCUCCUUUAGUCAGCCUGGGUUUAGCUCUGUGCCUGCUUUUGGCCAGUCUGUCUCCUCCACCCCUGCAUCCACCAGUGGAAAUGUCUUUGGAGCAGCCUCCAGUACAAGCAGCCCUGGUUCCUUCUCAUUUGGACAAGCUUCUGCCAACACAGGAGGUACACUGUUUGGCCAGAGCAACCCUCCUGCUUUUGGGCAGAGCCCUGGCUUUGGGCAGGGUGGCUCUGUAUUCGGCAGCACAUCAGCUACCACCUCCACUUCAGCAUCUUCGGGGUUCAGCUUCUGUCAAGCGUCAGGUUUUGGAUCUAGUAAUACUGGUUCUGUUUUUGGUCAAGCUGCCAGUACCAGUGGGACAGUGUUUGGCCAGCAGUCAUCCUCGUCCAGUGGUAGCGUGUUUGGGUCUGGAAACGCUGGAAGAGGGGGAGGCUUCUUCAGUGGCCUUGGAGGGAAACCCAGCCAGGAUGCCGCCAACAAAAACCCAUUCAGCUCAGCCAGUGGGGGCUUUGGAUCUACAGCCACUCCAAAUACCUCUAACCUGUUUGGAAACAGCGGAGCCAAGACAUUUGGAGGAUUCGCCAGCUCAUCCUUUGGGGAGCAGAAGCCUGCCGGCACAUUCAGCUCUGGCAGUGGAAGUGUGGCAUCCCAGGGCUUUGGCUUUUCCACUCCAAAUAAAGCAGGUUUGGGAGCAGCAGCAACACCACAUCCUUUGGUACCCUCGCCAGUCAAAACGCCCCUACUUUUGGAUCUCUCUCUCAACAGACUUCAGGUUUUGGGGCCCAGAGCAGCGGAUUCUCUGGGUUUGGAUCAGGCGCAGGAGCAUUCAGCUUUGGAUCAUCUAACUCGUCUGUCCAGGGCUUUGGUGGCUGGAGAAGCUGAGAAGGUGUCAGCAUCACCCACUGUGUGCAUCCCUUCACAUCCCCAGGGGACACGGGAACAGGCUAUCAGAUGGACUUUCUCACAGAAACGCACUAGAAACAACAGAGACCAAAACUCGGAGAUGCCUGCCCACUUGUUUGUUUUACAUUUUGUGGUGGGUUUCCCCUUACUAUUAAACUGUUUGGGCUGUUUCUAAA
Jaculus jaculus (lesser Egyptian jerboa) is the source of this 6733-nucleotide messenger RNA. It is a transcript of the gene Nup214, whose product is annotated as nucleoporin 214. Gene Ontology annotation, molecular function: structural constituent of nuclear pore; protein binding. The record is from RefSeq and is a predicted model, not a curated record. Lineage: Eukaryota; Metazoa; Chordata; Mammalia; Rodentia; Dipodidae. Gene Ontology annotation, biological process: protein import into nucleus; RNA export from nucleus. The transcript has 35 exons. Gene Ontology annotation, cellular component: nuclear pore. Bases 754 to 6732 code for a protein of 1992 amino acids.